AUGAUGAAACGACUUCAACUUUUCAUUGCAGCUUUUGCCAUCUUGGCCUUCAAUCCCUUAUUAGCCUCAGCUUCUGAUCACAUCCCCCUGCAAGAUUUUUGUGUAGCAAUCAAUGACACCAACAAUGUGGUGUUUGUAAAUGGAAAGUUCUGCAAGGACCCAAAGCUUGCCAAUGCAGAAGACUUCUUCUAUUUAGGGCUUAAUAUCCCUAGAAACACCUCAAAUUCGAUUGGAUCAACUGUGACUCUUGUCAAUGUGGCACAAAUAUCGGGACUUAACACUCUCGGCAUAUCUCUAGCCCGAGUUGACUAUGCUCCAUAUGGUGGCCUAAACCCUCCUCACACGCACCCUCGUGCAACAGAGAUCCUUGUGGUUUUGGAAGGCACACUUUAUGUCGGUUUCGUUACAUCCAACAAAGAUAACCGCCUCAUCACCAAAGUCCUAAACCCUGGUGAUGUGUUUGUUUUCCCUGUCGGUCUCAUCCACUUCCAAUUCAAUAUCGGGAAUACCAAAUCAGUUGCAUUUGCUGGUCUCAGCAGCCAAAAUCCAAGAGUUAUCAUAAUUGCGAAUGCAGUAUUUGGCUCUAACCCUCCCAUUAAUCCUGAUGUUCUCACUAAGGCCUUCCAGUUCGACAAGAAUAUUGUUACCUAUCUCCAAUCCAAAUUUUGGUGGGACAACUACUAG
This is a messenger RNA of Gossypium arboreum, 684 nucleotides long. RefSeq names its product germin-like protein subfamily 1 member 14. The record is from RefSeq and is a predicted model, not a curated record. The transcript is spliced from 3 exons. NCBI's taxonomy places the organism in Eukaryota, Viridiplantae, Streptophyta, Magnoliopsida, Malvales, Malvaceae. Gene Ontology annotation, molecular function: manganese ion binding. Bases 1 to 684 code for a protein of 227 amino acids. Gene Ontology annotation, cellular component: cell wall.